UAGCUUCGUCUCUGAAAUACUUAAUAACUGCUUAGAAACACACCUUGUUGCGCUUUUUAAAUUAUGAGAUUAAUAUAUACUUGAAAAGGUGUUAUCUUAACCAAAUAGUUUUCUACGAAGUGACAGAAAACAGGAAAAGGUGGGUGAAUCUGCCAUGGGGGAUCUGCUGGCGGUAAAAACAAGCCGACAUGUCAGCUGAUAAUCCCCGUGCCCCGGCUCCUUGACAGCUUCCAGAGUGCUGGCUGCUUCGGGACCAAGCGAGAGAGCCUGUCAAAGAAUAUGAAGAAAAACCGAGAAAGAUUCUGCAACAAAGAAAGGGAGUUUGUGUAUAAAUUCAAAGUAGGAACUGAGUGCUUAGAAUUGAGAGUACCCCUCAAAUUUCCUGUUCAGGAAAAUGCCAGUCAUUUGCAUGGACGUCUGAUGCUGCUUCACAGCUUGCCAUGCUUUAUAGAAAAUGACUUAAAAGAAGCUCUGAGCCACUUUAUAGAGGAAGAAUCCCUCAGGGAUUAUGAUAGAGAUGCUGAAGCAUGCUUGGAGGCUGUGAAAUCAGGUGAAGUAGAUUUACAUCAGCUGGCAAAUACAUGGGCCAAAGCUUAUGCUGAGAGUACAUUAGAGCAUGCAAGACCUGAAGAGCCCAGCUGGGAUGAAGAUUUUGCAGAUGUAUAUCAUGAUCUAAUACAUUCUCCUGCUUCUGAAACUCUUCUAAAUCUGGAACAUAAUUACUUUGUUAGUAUCUCAGAACUGAUUGGUGAAAGAGAUGUGGAGCUGAAAAAAUUAAGAGAAAGACAAGGUAUUGAAAUGGAAAAAGUAAUGCAGGAAUUGGGAAAAUCACUGACAGAUCAGGAUGUAAAUUCACUGGCUGCUCAGCAUUUUGAAUCUCAGCAGGACUUAGAAAAUAAAUGGUCAAAUGAAUUAAAACAAUCAACAGCCAUCCAAAAGCAAGAAUAUCAGGAAUGGGUAAUAAAACUUCAUCAAGAUCUAAAAAACCCCAACAACAGUUCACUCAGUGAGGAAAUUAAAGUUCAGCCAAAUCAAUUCAGAGAAUCUGUGGAAGCAGUUGGAAGGAUUUAUGAGGAACAGAGAAAGUUAGAGGAAAGUUUUACUAUUCACUUAGACUGUUGCCUACUCCCAGGAGCCCAGUUGAAGACCAUGCAUAAUUUGAGAUUGUUGAGAGCAGACAUGCUGGACUUCUGUAAGCAUAAAAGAAACCAUCGAAGUGGUGUGAAACUCCAUCGGCUCCAAACAGCACUGUCACUUUAUUCUACAUCUCUCUGUGGUCUGGUUUUACUAGUAGAUAAUCGAAUUAAUUCAUAUAGUGGUAUUAAGAGAGAUUUUGCCACAGUUUGCCAAGAGUGUACCGACUUCCAUUUUCCCCGAAUUGAAGAGCAACUGGAAGUUGUCCAGCAGGUGGCACUUUAUGCUAGAACACAGCGCAGGAGCAAGUUGAAAGAAGCACAUGAUUCUGGAAACCAAAAUGGAGGAAGUGAUGAUAAGAAUAAAAAUACUGAGAGAAAUUAUUUAAAUAUUUUACCUGGGGAAUUUUACAUAACACGACAUUCUAAUCUCUCAGAAAUUCAUGUUGCUUUCCAUCUUUGUGUGGAUGACAAUGUGAAAUCAGGAAAUAUCACUGCUCGUGAUCCUGCCAUUAUGGGACUUAGAAAUAUACUCAAGGUUUGCUGCACCCAUGACAUCACAACAAUAAGCAUUCCUCUGUUGCUGGUUCACGAUAUGUCAGAGGAAAUGACUAUACCCUGGUGCUUAAGGAGAGCAGAACUUGUGUUUAAGUGUGUCAAAGGUUUUAUGAUGGAAAUGGCUUCAUGGGAUGGAGGAAUUUCUAGGACUGUACAAUUUCUAGUGCCACAGAGUAUUUCUGAAGAAAUGUUUUAUCAACUUAGUAACAUGCUCCCCCAGAUCUUCCGAGUCUCAUCAACACUUACUCUGACAUCCAAGCACUAAACCCUUAUAGAUGGACACACUGGCAGAAGCGGAUUGUUAAACUCUCCAGGAACUUGAGCUAUGCUGGAAUCCUGUCAAGCAAAAGAUGUUCAGAAAGAGAACCUGCAACCUAAGCCACAAGUGAAAUCAUGAUAUAUGUCUGUGAAACAUUCCAAAAAUUUCUAUACUGAACAAACUAGUGAUCAGCCCCUAAAUGAAACAUUCAUUCUUAAAGUCUUUUUAUAAAAGAAUAUCUCCCUUUUUCUACUUUUAUGUCCUAAAGUGAAUGUUAGUAAGUUAAUACUUCCUUUUUAUCACACAUUUGCUAUAGGAAUCUCUUGAGUACAUUUUUGUGGUGACUUUUGACUUUCCCAAAAGGCUUGAAUUACUUACCAGGUACAGAAUUAUUUGCCAAAUCAAAAUUAAAAAGCACUGAAAUAUGCAUUACAAGUAUGGGUUUCUUGUGAAAAUCUUUCUAUAGAAAUACAAAUACAUGAGAAAUAUGUGCUUAUUCUUUUAAGUUUCUUCCUUCAAAGCCUUGCUUUUAAUCUACUCUUUCUAAGCUUGUAUAAGUUAAGAGUCAAAAAAGGCUUUGAAUUCUUUACUUCUGUCUCAUCUUCCCUCUGUGACCUUGCCCUUGUCUAUAAAUAACAUUUCAUGGGCUGAGAAAAUAGUGUUCUUUUUUGCCAGCCUGAUGUAAAGUUAGUCCAAACCAGCACCUGGUGCGAUUUUAGUGCUCAGCAACAUUGUGACAAUGAUGUGACAAUCAGAGAAUGAGGAUCAUUUUUAUUUUUCUAUUCUUCUUCCUACAUUCUCAGCUUUCUUACCCAUUCCUCUAUCCCUUAUUUUCUUUGCAGAUAACAGUGUCCCCAUUUCUGUCUUACUGUUUCCCCUCCUCUUCCAUUGUAUUCACUGGCCCCCAUUCUGUACUGUUCUUUCCUUUCCUCCUUUCCACACUGUGUGUCAUUUAUCUCAUCUAUAACAUUUUUGCCAUGACUACAUUAAACAAAAGCAUGCAGA
Molecule: messenger RNA, 2955 nt
Organism: Marmota flaviventris (yellow-bellied marmot)
Lineage: Eukaryota; Metazoa; Chordata; Mammalia; Rodentia; Sciuridae
Gene: Ferry3
Product: FERRY endosomal RAB5 effector complex subunit 3
Biological process (GO): regulation of mast cell degranulation
Cellular component (GO): cytoplasm
Source: RefSeq, a predicted model, not a curated record